Molecule: messenger RNA, 606 nt
Organism: Abrus precatorius (Indian licorice)
Lineage: Eukaryota; Viridiplantae; Streptophyta; Magnoliopsida; Fabales; Fabaceae
Product: miraculin-like
Exons: 1
Coding region: 1-606 (201 amino acids)
Molecular function (GO): endopeptidase inhibitor activity
Source: RefSeq, a predicted model, not a curated record
AUGAAGAUCACAAUAGUUGCAUUGUUCCUGUUGGUUGCAUUGAGCACAAAGCCACUACUUGGUGCAGCUGGUGCAGCUCCUGAGCAAGUGGUUGACACAACAGGGAAGAUUCUAAGAGCUGGUUCCAGUUACUACGUUGUUCCAGCCUCAUCUGAUGUUGGUGGCCUUGACCUUGCAAUCACAGAUGAUGAAAAAUAUUGUCCUCUUGAUGUUGUGGCUGUGGAUGGUUAUCAAGGCGCUCCUUUGACAUUUACACCUGUUAACACCAAGAAAGGUGUUAUUCGUGUAUCCACUGAUCUCAACAUCUAUUUCCCUGUUGAAACAACUUGUCCUGAAUCCACAGUGUGGAAGCUUAAGGACUAUGAUUAUUCAGCUGGACAAUGGUUUAUCUCUACUGGUGGUUCUUUUGGCAACCCUGGUUGGCAAACCAUUAACAAUUGGUUCAAGAUUGAGAAGUUUGAAGAUGCUUAUAAGCUUGUUUAUUGUCCAAGUGUGUGCAGUGAUUGUAGUCAUCAAUGCAGUGAUAUUGGAACAUACCAGGAUCAAUAUGGCAAGCGUCUUGUUCUGAGUUAUGCACCAUACAAAGUUAAGUUCCAGCGGGCUUGA